Capsella rubella is the source of this 610-nucleotide messenger RNA. Its product is annotated as protein COLD-REGULATED 15B, chloroplastic. The coding region runs from base 63 to 485 and encodes 140 amino acids. NCBI's taxonomy places the organism in Eukaryota, Viridiplantae, Streptophyta, Magnoliopsida, Brassicales, Brassicaceae. The record is from RefSeq and is a predicted model, not a curated record. The transcript has 2 exons.
CAUAUAUACAAACUCAGUUCCUUUUCUAUUUUGUUUAUUUCCUUCUAAGAAACAUAUCUCUCAUGGCGAUGUCAUUCUCAGGGGCUGUUCUCAGUGGCAUGGGUUCUUCUUUCCACAGCGGAGUAACCAAGCAGAGUAGCGUUGGCGCCGUCGGAGUUGGCCGGAAGAGUGAACUCGUCGUCGUUGCUCAGCGCAAGAAGUCGUUGAUAUACGCCGUCAAAGGUGACGGCAACAUCCUUGAUGACCUUAACGAAGCCACAAAGAAAGCUUCGGAUUUCAUGACGGAGAAGACAAAGGAAGCUUUGGUGGAUGGUGAGAAAGCAAAAGACUACGUUGUUGAGAAAACCAUCGAAGCCAAUGAUACGGCGACAGAGGAAGCAAAGAAAGCUUUUGAUUAUGUGACGGAGAAAGGCAAAGAAGCCGGAAACAAGGCGGCUGAGUUCGUAGAGGGUAAAGCUGGAGAGGCUAAGGAUGCCACCAAGUAGCUAGGCAUUUAACCACUCUCUUGUUAUAUUAUUGAUAACAUCACUUUGUUUUUAUUUUUGUUCUUCGCCAUUAAUCGAAUUGAGGAUCUGUUAAUUACUCAACAUAGCUCAUUAAGUUCUUAUCA